AUGGCUACAGAAGAGCAGGAGGUUAAGGAUGAGCGUCUGGAGACUCAUGAGGAAGGAGGGGACGAUGAGGUAAGUCGAGCUGGAGCUGAAGCUGGAGAUGGAGCUUUAACACCGACAUCCCACUUCUACGCUACCCUUCACAUGGAAGAGAUUGCGGCUAUGAAGAGACGGGUAGCCGAGAUGGAAUCCGAAGCAGCAAAGUUGCGGGAAAUGCAAGCCACCCUUGAUCAACAGUCCGAGAGUCUACGCGAGGACAAAGAGGAGAUUGAUGCUCGGAGUAUUUUCGUUGGGAAUGUGGAUUACGGCGCUUCGCCCGAGGAAAUCCAGGCGCACUUCCAGAGCUGCGGCUCCAUCAAUCGCGUUACUAUCCUUCUGGAUAAAUUCACAGGCCAACCCAAGGGGUACGCCUACGUAGAAUUCGCGGAGCCUAGUCUUGUCGCCCAGGCCCUUGUUCUGAACGAGAGUGUAUUCCGUGGCCGCAACUUGAAGGUUGUUCCCAAACGGACCAAUCUGCCUGGUAUGAGCAGCCGAGGCCGUGGACGCGGUGGCUUCCGUGGCGGCCGUGGAUUCUACCGCGGCGGGUUCCCUCCUCGCGGAGGCUAUCGCGGCGGCGGUCGCGGUCGCGGUCGAGGUUAUGCGCCUUAUUAG
Molecule: messenger RNA, 648 nt
Organism: Aspergillus fumigatus Af293
Lineage: Eukaryota; Fungi; Ascomycota; Eurotiomycetes; Eurotiales; Aspergillaceae
Source: RefSeq, a predicted model, not a curated record